This is a messenger RNA of Thamnophis sirtalis, 714 nucleotides long. Lineage: Eukaryota; Metazoa; Chordata; Lepidosauria; Squamata; Natricidae. The record is from RefSeq and is a predicted model, not a curated record.
AUGCCAGAAGAAAGAAUCUAUUCCUCUGGACGAGAAGCCUACUUCAACCUGAACUCAACAUGGUACGACCCAGCGGGAUCCUGGCUCGAUACUCGCCGUAAACCCUUCCGCUACGUCGACAACACCGCCUGCGUGACGUGUUGCAACCCCAGGAGCAACGUCCCCCGGAGAGGGGGCCAUAAUUACCGCUGCUACUGCUACCGCUCAUGCACUUGUACACCAGGAGGCAACCCAAGAGUUACAUGUUGCGUUCACAACCCUUCGGGAGGGCCCCGGGAUUAUUGGGGGCGUCCUAUCGGCGAUGCCUGCGAUGGGUGCACCGGGGGACGCUAUUCUCACACGGGGUCAGAUUGUGGGUCGUGCUGUGGGUCCGUGGGAGGAUGUGGCACUGGAGGAGGGGCGGUGGCUUGUGCUCAACCAUCUGGAGGAGUGUGUGCUGAACCAGGUUGUAGACCUACCGGUAGAGGCGUAUGCGCAGAACCUUGCGUAACGUCUUCUGAAAGAUGUGGUAGUAGAAGAGGAGUGUGUGCUGAACCAGGUUGUAGACCUACCGGGAGAGGCGUAUGCGCAGAACCUUGUGUAACGUCCUCUGGAGGAUGUGGUAGUAGAAGAGGAGUGUGUGCUGAACCAGCAUGUUUACCCUCAGGAUAUGGGAGGAGGACGAGGAGAGGGGUGUGUUUUGAGCCGUGCGCAGGAUCGUCGAGUGGAUGUUGA